UUGAAGUUCUCUUCUUCUUUAGACGCACUCAUGCGAAACUGACUGUAAUGUUUUUGAGGGGUUGCCGUUUUCUGUUAAAAUCUUAUCCAUCUUAUAUUAGAAUUUCUUCGGCAUAUUUUCACAUUUUAUAUAAACGCACAAUAAUCUGAUUAUGGGUGGCCACGGGGUGAUGUCAGAUGAGGUGUCUCUGGAUUAUUCGGUUCAUGAAGCCUGGAACGAGGCCACUAAUGUUUACCUGCUGGUCAUUCUGGUCAGUUUCGCCCUGCUGAUGUACGCCAGAAAAAACAAGCGGAAGAUAAUGCGGAUCUUCACUCUUCCUCCAGCAGCGAGCAGCUCCUCGGAGCACAACUUCUACGACAGUCUGCAGAAGGUCCGGCUCAGACAGCAGCUGGAGAUGUACUCGCUCGGUGGGCUCAGAAACUGUCUUUUUGUCGUUUGGAAAAUUUACCAUGGAACAUUUAUCAUAGUUCCUAUCACAAUAUCACCAACUCGUAAAUAUGAGCAGCAGCAGCAGCAGCAGUCAGACAGUGUGCAGCUGUCGAUGGAGUGAUCUGACCAGAGGAGGCGCUCUUCACACACUAAUGCUCACUUCAUACCUCUCAGUCAUUCAGAAGUGCUGUUUUAUCACCUUGUGAUAUGAUUUUCCUUUAAGAGCAUCGAUGGACUGUGAAACAGACUGCUCUCUGGUGUUGGAAGUGAAAUAGGAUGUAUAAUAUCUCAGUGUUUCAUAUGAGUGGCAAACACAUUGUGUGCCAUAAGGUUGAUCACUGUUUGGGAUCUGCAUCCAAACACUUUACCUGUCCUCAAAAACAUUGUUGCAAAAUUCUAUUUAAGCUUUUGAAAGUGAAGAUGUUGAGAAUACCAUACUCUGAUUCUAGGUACCUUUUUUCAGAUGUCUCAUAUUGCCCUCUAGUGCUAGAUGACAUGCAUGUCAGUUGUUAUAGGCUGUAAAAUAUGAACCUGCAUAAAAUAAAGAUGUUAAUAUUAAAAACA
This is a messenger RNA of Carassius auratus (goldfish), 993 nucleotides long. RefSeq names its product small integral membrane protein 19-like. The transcript is spliced from 3 exons. Bases 152 to 550 code for a protein of 132 amino acids. NCBI's taxonomy places the organism in Eukaryota, Metazoa, Chordata, Actinopteri, Cypriniformes, Cyprinidae. The record is from RefSeq and is a predicted model, not a curated record.